This is a messenger RNA of Orbicella faveolata, 1377 nucleotides long. RefSeq lists its product as uncharacterized. The record is from RefSeq and is a predicted model, not a curated record. Gene Ontology annotation, molecular function: protein binding. Lineage: Eukaryota; Metazoa; Cnidaria; Anthozoa; Scleractinia; Merulinidae.
ACAAUGUUUAAGGCAAUAUGAUCAGAUACAUUAUUAAAGCUGUUUCCGCUUCUUUUUUGUAAUUUUUGCACCCUCAAAAAUGGUCCAAUUUCAUGUUGUAUGGGAUGCAAUAGAUUAAGUGUUGUCCCUUAGUCUCUUCGAUCUUGUGACGGAAAAUCUACUCACUACCCUCGCAGAUGAAGAAGAUAAUUGUGACAGUCGUAGCAGUGAAGAUGAAGACUCAGUCUGUGACCUGUCAGAUGAUGACUCCAUUCCCCCUCUUACAUAUGACAGCAGUGACGAUUGUAGUGAUGAUGAUGAUGAUAAUUUGAAUGAGGAUAAAUUGUUUCCUGGAGACUCGGUCAUGUCUAGCCUCCCAUCCUUGGCCUCUCCAACCAGUUCAGAUACAGAAUCAGAUGAUAACUUGGAUAGCGACGGUCAGCUUGCUGAGGGAUGGGAUGCAGAAGAUUUGCGCUGUUAUGAUCCGGAUUGCCUGGUUUGUAAUGAUGAUGAUGAUGAUGAUGAUGUAGAUGAUGACGAUGAUGAUUUAGAUUUGGAGAGUGAUGAUGAUGGUGAUGACGAUUUUGAUGAUGAGGAUGAUGAGCACGACAGUGAUAGUGACGAAGAUGAUCAUGAUGAGGAUCUGCUGAGAACUUUAUUAUUACCUCAUCUUUUGAAUGGCGAGGUCAAUUCUUUCACGGGUUUUGUGCUAGGCGUUCUAGAUGGGUUUUUUACGGCUCAUCCCGAGAUGAUGAAUGAGGGUUCCCCUCCAGCACCGCCUGAAGUGAUCGAGUCUCUUCCCAAAGUGAUACUCACUAAGGAACGAGUGGCUCUCAACUUAUCCUGUGCCAUCUGUCAGUGUGAUUAUGAACAGGGUGAAGCAGUUCUGGAGUUGCCCUGCUCACAUCUCUUCCACCCCACGUGCAUCACAACGUGGCUGAAAAUGCACGCCACUUGUCCAACUUGUCGAGAUGUUCUUCCUCACUGAGGACAAGUAGCAUCGUGCUGUACUUGACUUUACAACGCCGCAUUGGCUAGUUCUACAAGUGUCAAAAACAACUCUCUGCUACAUGUACCUCGACAGGCAGACAAAAACAGUUAUUUUGUCACCAAUUUGGAGUUUAUAGCGUGGAACCAAGUUGAGCGAGUUACUGGAAAGACAGAAUAUAACCGUCUUCAAUACGUAUCACAUGUCCACACAUGGUUUAUAAACUGUGGAUAGUAAAACUGAAGUGCACUAUUUUGACAACUUUGGUUCCUGUUGUAUAUGACCCGAAAUUUUAUAUAUAUAUAUUUAAAAAAAAAUUUAGAAUUUAUGUUAAAUAAAUCCAUUCGUUUUGUUUUAAAAGGCGCUAAAUGCGUAAAGAAGAUAUAUUAGAAAAUAAAAUGUUGAAUUUU